Molecule: messenger RNA, 1281 nt
Organism: Lactuca sativa (garden lettuce)
Lineage: Eukaryota; Viridiplantae; Streptophyta; Magnoliopsida; Asterales; Asteraceae
Product: Calcineurin-like metallo-phosphoesterase superfamily protein
Molecular function (GO): hydrolase activity
Source: RefSeq, a predicted model, not a curated record
CCAAUUCCGACGGUUCUCUUCGGUUCCUCCAGCCAAUCGCCGUCGCCACCGACCUUUUCGGCGUCUUACUCUUCUAAGCUAAACUGCAAUAUUCGUUUAUCCAUGGCCUCCUCCGUCAGGAUAGUCAUCGUCGGAGACGUUCAUGAUGACUGGAAUCUCGAAGAAGAUUCAAAGGCUCUUGAGCUAUUGCGGCCAGAUUUGGUGCUAUUUACAGGCAGGUUUUUGGUGCAAAGCUUUUUUUUCUUCUAGAUUUAUCUGGCAAGAUUUCUUUCAUUUUUGCUUUCAAAGUGAUUUUGGUAAUGAAAAUGUUAAACUUGUUAGAAGCAUUGCAGCACUCAAAAUGCCCAAAGCAGCUAUUCUAGGGAACCAUGAUGCCUGGAAUACACAAAGUUUUUCUGAAAAGGGGAAAGAUGCUGUUCAACUCCAGCUGGAAAGUUUUGGGGAAGAGCAUGUUGGUUACCAAAGAUUGGACUUCCAUUCAUUGAAGCUUAGUGUUGUUGGAGGACGCCCCUUUUCUUGUGGAGGUGAAAGGCUCUUUAGGAAACAACUUUUGACUAAAAGAUAUGGAGUUCACAACAUGAACGAAAGCGCAAAGAAAAUCUGUGAAGCUGCUGUAGGGACACCAAAGGAUCAUUCCAUCAUUCUUCUUGCUCACAACGGGCCCACAGGGCUUGGGUCCAACAUGAAUGACAUUUGUGGAAGAGAUUGGGUGCGUGGAGGUGGAGACCAUGGUGAUCCAGAUUUAGCUGUUGCUAUAUCUCAACUUAAAAGCACCAAAUAUUCCAUUCCAGUGGUGGUGUUUGGACACAUGCAUAAGGAGCUGGCAUUUGGAAAUGGUCAACGUAAAAUGAUUGUGGUUGGGGGUGGGGAUGACAACACCAUAUACCUAAACGGGGCCAUUGUUCCUAGGGUCAAAAGAUUCUCUCACAACACACUUCGAGCCUUUACUUUAAUAGACUCAAAACAAGGACAACUAGAAAAAAUCACCCAAACUUGGGUUUCAGUUUCAUUAACACAAGAUACCACCACUAUUGAGGAGGAACAAAUUUUAUUUACUAAUAACAACAUACCCACUACAUCUUCUAUAUAAUUUAUGAAUAAGUGAACUUUUAGGGUGUUAUGAUGGGCAGGUGGAGAGGAGAUGACAUGAAAGUAGUGACCCACCUAGACAAAUGUUGAAAGGUGAAAUGAAAAGUAUUAAAGGUGAUGGGGGGGUCAAUUGUGUAACUAAUUUUUAAGUGUUGACUCAUUCCUUUUGAAUACUACACCAACUUUACUUUA